Messenger RNA from Alligator mississippiensis (American alligator), 938 nucleotides. It is a transcript of the gene MRPS23, whose product is annotated as mitochondrial ribosomal protein S23. Bases 64 to 618 code for a protein of 184 amino acids. The record is from RefSeq and is a predicted model, not a curated record. Gene Ontology annotation, cellular component: ribosome; mitochondrion. The transcript has 5 exons. Gene Ontology annotation, molecular function: structural constituent of ribosome. Gene Ontology annotation, biological process: translation. NCBI's taxonomy places the organism in Eukaryota, Metazoa, Chordata, Crocodylia, Alligatoridae.
GCUUCCGCCGGAAGCGCGGGCUGUUGUUAGGCGCCGCCGUUACCGGGGGAGGCCUAGCGCGCCAUGGCGGGCAACAGUCGCUCUGUGAAGCUGGGCAGCUUGUUCAGCCGCACGACGAGCCUGCUCCGCAGCGGGUUGUUGCGGAAGCCGCCCGUGUGGUACGAGGUGUACGCCGCCUUCCCGCCGCGCCGCGAGCCGCUGUACCGCCCCCCACGCCACUUCAUCCUCCCAGUCAAGGACACGGUGCCGGACAUCGUGUACCCGGAGGACGUCGUCCGAGCGAAAUUUUACAAAGUUUAUGGGAGCAGUUUGAGACCCUUUCAGCUCCAACGAAAGAACUUUAAAUCCUCUUGCCAGAGGUUUGUGGAGGAAUACAAUAAAUUGAAGAAAGAAGGGGAAAUUAAGGAGGAAAAUCUGUUUGAGGAAACGAAAAACUUGCUUUUAGCAAAGGGGGUGGCUCUGUGGAGAAAAGCAGCUGUGAAUGUAAUACCAAAGGCUGGUCAGCCUGCUGAAACGGCAUUCACAGUGACGCUGCAAAACAUAUUGAAGAAUCAAGUUCAUGAAGAGCAGCAGCUGGAAUCCACAGAAGGGCAGAAGGAAAAUCCUUUACCAUCCUAGCAGUUUUGUUUCUCAGCUCAGUUGCCCUGGGAUAUAAUGUAACAACGUGUUACCCACCUAUGGUCUGGUUGAACAAUGAUGGCACAUGAACCAUCCGACUGUAAGAUGCUUACGUGAAUGAAGCAUAGUUCAGUUGUUGAAUUGUGUUGCCUUGCAUGAACCUGUGUGAGAUGCUAACUUCAGCGUUCAUCUCCCUCCCCUCCCCUCCCGCCUUUAAAAUGGAGUUUGUCCUCAAAGGUUCAGGGCUUUCUUAUAUCCUGAAGUGGAAAAUAUGUUGGAGAUUACAGUGGAUUAGACUAUUAAAUUUUGGAUUAUAUUCA